Molecule: messenger RNA, 1711 nt
Organism: Thrips palmi
Lineage: Eukaryota; Metazoa; Arthropoda; Insecta; Thysanoptera; Thripidae
Exons: 4
Coding region: 343-1131 (262 amino acids)
Source: RefSeq, a predicted model, not a curated record
CCCUAAGUCGAAUACGCUUCUUGAACUUGUUAUCAUCUAUUCCUAUGCUUGGUUUUUUAUUGUUUUCCCUGCUAACAAUUUUUUGUUUCUCCUGAAAAGUUGCUAAAAUGAAGUUAUCCCCUUAUUCCGCUACCUGGAUCACUUUGUCCCACGUUAUGUGGUGCAUGCCUGUCCCACACUUUUAUUUGCAGUAUCCUUCUCAGUGAUGUCAAUAACCCCGCACAGUGGGCCCAGAAUUCUGGUGAGGCUAUUUUAGCCCCAGAGCCGCCAUAUGGGACUCAGACCGAACGUUUCUCUAGCAAUGGAUUGCUGGGUGAUUCCGCUUCUGUCCUUCACCACACCAUGUCCGGAUGGACGGAAGAUACGCAAGCUGCAUGCAGCAGCAAUGCAAUGGAGAUGGAGAGCACUCAGCCUCCGGAAAAGAAGCACAAGCAUGAAUCGUCGGCCGGCUGGUGCGCGGAUUGCUGGGCCGAAGUGAAGGACGCCUGUCGCGAGGGGCACCAGCUGCUGGACGACGACGAGGCCGUCACGGAGUGGAAGGGGAGGCUCGACGCGCUGGUCAAGGAAGCGGCGGAUGCGCGUCAGGACGCAGCGGUCAAUGCACUCGUCGCCCAGGGCCCAGCGCUGCUGCUGGAGGUGGAGGGAUGCAACGGCGAGGGCUGCGGCGUCCAGGGCGGCAUCAUUCGCAUCGCGCUGGCCGCCUCCAUGAUGGAACGUGCCACUGUAAAUCUAGUGACAGUCCUGUGGGAAGCACUCGACGGCGCGACCCUGGAGUUCGACGAGGCGUUCAAGAUGGCGCACGUCGACCUGGACCCCAGCGCGCACCUCGCCGCCGCCAUGGACAAGCUGCCGUCGUGCCGAGCGGGACAGCUGUUCGAGCCGGGCGCCGUGUUCCUCGACAGCAACGGCACCCUCGACAUUUGUCUGGUCCGAGUGGCGAGUGAGGGCCUCCAUGGCGCCAGGGUGCUGGGCUUCCUGCGGGGCAGCGUCGACGCCCUGAGAGUCACUCGCUGCGGCGGUCACAGCGGAGACUGCUUCUGCCGGAAGAAGACUCCGGCCCGCGCAACACUCCGCGGAGUCCGCCGCGUUGCUGGGGUCAAGCAGCCCGGCGGCGACGGCAGUGCAUCCUAGCUCACUUCGCAUGACCUCUAUGUCGUGAACUUCCACGUGUGUCCCCAAGUUCACGCACUGGAGUUGCCCGAGCGCUCCUGCGUCGAUGGCAGAUCUCAGUUGAUGAUCAUAGGGUUCUUAUUUUUAUGAUUGUUGCGUUUGCUCAGAUGCACUGCACUGACUUAUCGAUAUCCUCCGUAACUUCGUAGCUCUGUUCCUUUACACUGACUGUUGUAGCUUUCGUUUCGUUAAGAUGCAAGCAUUAUGCAUGUUUGAUUCUCUUAAUCUUGUGCACAGCAAGUGAUAAAAUGCGCUGGCAUUGUAUCAAUUUGCCGUCUCACCGUGAAUCGAGUCACAUUAUUCAUCAGACCAUGUCAUAUUCGUUUCAACUUAGAAAGUUUAUUUUUAUUUUUUGACCGAAUGUGGAGGACUGACAUUUCAACGGUUGUGACUGUAUUUUAUGGAGUGAUUAUAUGUUUCACGUUCUAAUAAAUGCAACGCCGUCUGGAAUAUCAUUGCGUUUGCUUAUAUUUGGAAGCUGUAUUCUGUAUUGUUUAUUAAUUUGUGGAAUCUUUUUUAAAUAAAGAUAAAUUCUCCUUAA